Molecule: messenger RNA, 1555 nt
Organism: Hyphopichia burtonii NRRL Y-1933
Lineage: Eukaryota; Fungi; Ascomycota; Pichiomycetes; Serinales; Debaryomycetaceae
Exons: 1
Coding region: 413-1531 (372 amino acids)
Molecular function (GO): dioxygenase activity
Source: RefSeq, a predicted model, not a curated record
CUCAGUUGGUCCAAUACGUUCAUUGCCUUCCUUGGGAAUAUAGUAGUCACUAUGAGGUUGACAUUGACUAUAAGGGAAGGUUUAAAAAACCAAUACACGUUGUAGGAGAUCACCCAACGAAACAGCAAUCCUUGCUUCACCAGGAAAAUAUUGCAUUUAGUACCCGAUGGAAAAGAAGCUGUAGAAUCAGAGGUAACAGAUUACAGUUACCAAUGUCAUUAUAAACGUCAGCGGAAGAGACCAUAGGUCGACUGUUGAGGGUCUUUUGAUACUGAAAAGAUCACGGGAAGUUAGAUUUUUUUUUCUGACUAAUUGGAAAAGUUCAAUUACUGUGGCUCCCAGUAAGUACUUAAACCUCAAUGAUCCUCUUGAGUCAUAGUCUAUUUGAUAGUAACCCAGAGUAUUAGUGAAAAUGUCAUUCCAGGAGAUUCCAGUACUUGACUUGAGGCUUUCCCAAGACCCUGAGACUAAACCCGAGUUCUUGCUGCAAUUGAGAAAUGCUUUGAUAAACGUUGGAUUUUUACUACUUACAAAUUACGAAGCAAUUGGUCCCAGUAAAGAAGAACUCGAGCUGAUCAAGAACCAGUCUUUUGAAUUUUUCAAGUUGCCACAAGAAGUGAAGGCAGAAUGUGAGAUGAUCCAUUCUCCACAUUUCUUGGGGUAUACUAGACUAGCCAAUGAAAUCACUGCCCUUCAUACCGACUGGAGGGAACAGAUUGACCUAGCCACCGAAUUGCCAGCUCCCGGAAAAGACGAACCAAUUUACAGAAACAUAGAAGGACCCAACUUAUGGCCCGAUGGGGAGUAUAUCCCCAAUUUCAAGCCUACGGUGUUGAAUCAUAUCACCAGAAUGACUAACUUAGCCACUGAAUUCAGAAGAUUGGUUUGUGAGUCAAUUGGACUACCAAAGGAUGCCAUGGAUAAUUACUUCAAAGAGAAUCAACAGUGCAAAAUGAAACUAAUUGCUUAUCCGGAUUUCCAUCAGCUUGAAAACAAGUCGGCAGUUUCUUUGGAUGAUACUCCCAACACUGCUGGCCAAGGUUGUGGACCUCAUCGUGAUUCAGACUUGUUGACCUAUAUAUAUCAAGCCACAGACCAUACGGACUCAUUACAAGUACAAAACUUUCAAGGAAAAUGGAUAACUGUUCCUAACAUUCCAAAUGCGUUGGUUGUUAACAACGGCCAAACUCUAGAAGCAAUUUCUAAAGGUGUAUGUAAAGCAACCAUCCACCGAGUUCUUAUACCCAAGGCAGGGUCUGGCACUCGUAUAUCGAUUCCAUUUUUCCAGACAAUUGAUCUCGACUCUUACAAAGUUUCCUUGAAAGAUAUUCCGCAAGAUGUCUUGGAUAUAAAAGACGAGCGGGACCGUAAAAUAGAAGAUUGGGCUGUUGACGUUGGAUUUCAAUACCAGCCAGAUGUUGAAAAACAUCCAGUUGGCUAUGCUGUUUUCAGAAAUCGUAUCAAAAGCCACCAGGACGUGAGUGCUAAGUGGUACCCUCAAAUCCUAAAAGAAGUUUUAGCAGAAUACUAAUCAUAUAUAUAUACUUUGUUGUAA